AUGACGGGAAAGGUGGGUGCCGGAGGUAUUCGGAAAGAGGUGGCGCCGCUGAGUUCGGCGGAGAAGAAAGAGACUGCGCCGGGGCUUGCGGUGGACAAGGAGAAAGAGAACGAAAAGAAGGGUGAGGGUGAGGAGGUUGGGGAGAAAAACGACGUCGUUUCGCAGGAAGAGUGCCUCGAGAACCCGCACCGAUUUCCACAUGGGGUUGCGUUCGUUUCAAAUAGUAGCAGUAUGGAAGGUGGAUUUGUGGAAGAAGGUGACAUGAAACAAUGGAAAGAAAUGCAUCUUGCCUUGCCCCCCUCUUUCCUUUAUGGGGAUGGGAAAGAAGGGGCUUCUUUGAUUUUUGAUAUUGGCAUGGAAAUCGAGCAACUAUCCAACCUAAACCGACCAUGUGCGUGUUCCUCAAUCCAAAGAUUGGUUCUUUAA
Messenger RNA from Sphenostylis stenocarpa, 426 nucleotides. Lineage: Eukaryota; Viridiplantae; Streptophyta; Magnoliopsida; Fabales; Fabaceae. The record is from the annotation of a GenBank genome assembly.